UAUGUUUUUGGCGCUCGUUUGUUUAGUGUUUCGGUUAUCCGGUAGAUGGAAGAAAAAGUGAUCACGUUCACAGCGGAAGUUGAGGUUUUAGAUUUGGAGUUGGAUUUGUUUUCUUAAUUGUUUCUCAGUUAAAUUGUCGAUAAUUAAUUAAUUAGAUUGAUCAUCUAUUGUGAUUAAUUAAUUUGUUUUUUAUUUGUUUGAUUGUGAAUUUAGUUAACCAAGAUGACUAAAGUAAAGACCAAGGAGCUUCGAGGAAAGAAGCGAGAUGAAUUGUCUAAAAAGUUAAAUGAAUUCAAGCAAGAAUUGGCAAACCUUAGAGUAGCAAAGGUUACCGGUGGAACAGCUUCUAAAUUGUCAAAGAUUAAAGUUUUCCGUAAAAAUAUUGCUAGAGUUUUAACUGUAAUGUCUCAAAGUCAAAAGGAGAAUUUGAGGAAAUUUUACAAAAAGAAACGGAUUCCAAUUGAUUUAAGACCAAAAUUGACCCGAGCUAAGCGACGAGAAUUAACACCAACCGAAAGCUCAAAGAAAACAAAAAGGCAAAUGAGAUCAGAAAGACGAUACCCAAAAGUCAAAUACUAUUUGAAAGCCUAGAAAAUUAAUGAUAACUAAUGAAAAGAAAACAAUUUUUUUUUCUCACAAACAAUUAAGUUAAUUGUAAUAAUGUGUUUGUUUCAAUGUUUAUUGAAUAAUAAUUAUCAUUAAACUAACAUGUUAUACAACAACAA
This is a messenger RNA of Panonychus citri (citrus red mite), 725 nucleotides long. It is a transcript of the gene RpL35, whose product is annotated as 60S ribosomal protein L35-like. Gene Ontology annotation, biological process: maturation of LSU-rRNA from tricistronic rRNA transcript (SSU-rRNA, 5.8S rRNA, LSU-rRNA); translation. Lineage: Eukaryota; Metazoa; Arthropoda; Arachnida; Trombidiformes; Tetranychidae. Gene Ontology annotation, molecular function: mRNA binding; structural constituent of ribosome. Gene Ontology annotation, cellular component: ribosome; cytosolic large ribosomal subunit. The record is from RefSeq and is a predicted model, not a curated record.